Messenger RNA from Lagenorhynchus albirostris (white-beaked dolphin), 3055 nucleotides. RefSeq names its product mesenchyme homeobox 1 (gene MEOX1). The record is from RefSeq and is a predicted model, not a curated record. The coding region runs from base 415 to 1179 and encodes 254 amino acids. Gene Ontology annotation, molecular function: RNA polymerase II cis-regulatory region sequence-specific DNA binding; DNA-binding transcription factor activity, RNA polymerase II-specific. Gene Ontology annotation, biological process: positive regulation of transcription by RNA polymerase II. Gene Ontology annotation, cellular component: nucleus. Lineage: Eukaryota; Metazoa; Chordata; Mammalia; Artiodactyla; Delphinidae. The transcript has 3 exons.
UCUCAGCAGCCCUGGACCAGCUCUUUGCAGGCAUUUGCUGCGGGCUCCAAGACGAGCACUCAUCAGCUGGUGCGUCUGGGCUGGGAGAGUGAAAAUGUUUAGUGUCAUCGGCGACAAAUACACGUACAGGGGACCCCACUAGGCAGGUUGGUGUGUCGGAGGGGGGGACCAGGAAGCCAGGAACGAAGUCCAACAUAGGUGCGGGCACACGUAUGUGUGGCCAGACACAUGUGUGCGUAGCUGUAAGAAACAACGUUAGCUUUGGUUUUUGUUUUGGUUCCUGGGGUGAAUUUUCUGUUGAAACUUUUUCCCUCCUGUUAAAAAAAAUUUUUUUUUUUUGCAUUUUAACACUUUGAAUAUAAAAAGUGUAAGACUCCAGCCUUUGAAAGGACUGAGGCGUGCACCAGACAGCAGAUGGAUCCAGUGGCCAGCAGCUGCAUGAGGGGCCCCCAUCCCCCGGCCCCGGUCUGGGGCUGCCUUCGAAACCCUCACUCGGAAGGCAGUGGGGCCUCAGGCCUCCCCCACUACCCGCCAACCCCGUUCUCCUUCCACCAGAAACCAGACUUCCCAGGGACGGCAACGGCAGCGUACCCUGACUUCUCAGCCUCCUGCCUAGCAGCCACCCCACACAGCCUGCCCCGGGAGGAGCGCGGCUUCACUGAGCAGCACCCCGCCUUCCCACAACCUCCCGACUGGCACUUUCCUGUCUCAGAGGCCCGGCAUAGGCUCAACCCGGGCCCAGCAGGGGGCUCCAAGGAGAUGGGGGCCAGCAGCCCAGGCCUGGUGGACACCACGGGAGGCCCAGGCGAGGACUACGAGGUCCUUGGGAGCACUGCCAAUGGGACGGAGAAGAAGUCAACCAGGCGGAAAAAGGAGAGUUCAGACAACCAGGAGAACCGAGGGAAGCCGGAGGGCAGCAGCAAGUCCCGCAAGGAGCGGACGGCCUUCACCAAGGAGCAGCUGCGGGAGCUCGAGGCCGAGUUUGCUCAUCACAACUACCUGACCCGGCUCCGGAGAUACGAGAUAGCCGUAAACCUGGACCUCUCCGAGCGGCAGGUCAAAGUAUGGUUCCAGAACCGAAGGAUGAAGUGGAAGCGCGUGAAGGGGGGUCAGCCCACUUCCCCACGCGGGCAGGACCCCGAGGACGGGGACUCUGCCGCCUCUCCAAGCUCAGAGUGAAAUUCUCCAGGGAGGAAGAAAAGACUGAGGACUGAGCCCCGUACCAGCUACCCCCACCCCAAUCCUACCUUCACCUUCUCCCACCCACCCAGGGCAGCCUCUCCGCCUCGCGCAGUGACUCUUGGAUGGGAAGCUGCCCAGGGUUCCCGGGAGCCUUGAAGUUUCCCAGAAAGCUCUGUCCAGCGUUGCUGUGUCUUAGCAGCCCCUUCCCCAGGGCCUUUGCUUCUCACAUUUCUCAUGGAGUCAGUCAUACAGCAGCCAGAAUGGACCCUAGUGAAUCCCGGGAAUAGCUCCAGGGACACUGUUUCUCGGAGUCUCAGCUACCACUCAUGAACACAGAUGCCCCCAAAGAAAGGAACGGAGACACACACACCCUAGACCACCCUUCCUUUCUGGGCUCUAUAUCUGAGGCUUUGGGGGACCUCAAAGGCCCCAAAACCCGAGGGGAAAUCAAUGUGAGGAAGUUGAGGUCAGAAACUUAGCUGCUACAAAUCAGAAGCCAUCCCUGGAUCCAAAUUUGCUGGUGAAAUGGGCAAGUUCAUGAUCACUAGCUAGAAGCAGACAGUCAGCAGAACAGCCUGGUGUAGGUCUCUGUGGUCCCCACACAGGCCUUUCACGCUGGCUUGACUGGGUUAGGAGAAUGGACCCAGGACAGCACCUGCUUCUUCAAAAUCAAUUCAGGGAUACACGCAGGACUGUUGAGCAGGACCCCCCAGAACACCGGAACAGCUAUUCCUUUUAAAUCUAUAAUUUCUGGAUUGAAAACCUAUCCAGAUGCUCACAUUAUUGGGGUGAGGGCUGGAGAGGGUCCCCUAUAUUCUACGAAUGAAGUGAUCGCUUCAUGAAGUGAUCAUGAAGCGAUUGAGGUAAAGGCUGCUGGGUGAGGACCUAGAAAUGUGGAACCCUGUUAAGAAAGUUUCUCCAGCUGCAAUGUCCUGUGCUUUCAAAGAACUCUGACCGCAAAUAAGGACCAAAAAAAGUCCCCCUAUCUCCAUGGGAUGCAUCUGAGGCCAUCCAAUGUGUUCCACAAAUGUUGUUAUGACUGGAAGAGCUACCACGUUUAUGUGUGUGGACUGCCCAGAUGCCCUGGGACUGUUGGCCAAACAACCUGGGGUGACUGACGCCUUGAGAGAGACCCCCUGCCUGCCUCAGUGCUCUGUCCCCCAACACCACCUGGUGUUGCAGAGGGAGGUCAGUAAGAGUUUGGAGCUCUUGUAUGUAGAUGUAAUCAUUCACGUGUAAAAAAAAAAAACGCACCUCCCCAUCCCCGAAAGGACAGACGCUGUGGAAAAUGAUUGCCAAAUGGCUGGUUAGAGCGUGUGUAAUUUUUUCUAAAGCAUACUUCAUCUAUUUUCUUUAGAUUACAUCAAGUUAACUGUGUAAGGUCAAUUCACUUAGUAAGAAAACUCUUCGAGAAAUAAAAUCAAUAAGAAAAAGCCAGGCUCCUCGCAGAGCUUUUUCCUGGCAGAGCUAAGAACCACAGCUCUGUGCACAGUCCUCUGAUGCUCAUGUGAUGAUUGGCCAGACAAGGUCUAGAAGCAACGAAGAAAUGGAAGAAAUCCUCUGGACCAAGGUAUCCCUUGGUUCCUCCAAAGGUGGCGGUGCAAAUGUAAUUGAUGUAAAAGAAAAAAGAAUCUUGUCUUCCUUGCAACUGUACAGUCUGCAUUUCCCAUUGAAAAAUUUUAGCUUUCAGUUUCUCUAACCCAUGGCUUAUCAAAUAGACAAUGUUCUGUAAACAAAAGAUGAACUCUUUUGUUAAUAAAGGAAUCUUGACCAUAAACUAACCAACCCUAAUUUUAAAUUCAAAGUUUGAAGAUUUUUGUUUUUCAGGGUACAACCAUAUACACCAACGGUAAUAAAAAAAUGACACAAGAAA